Lynx canadensis (Canada lynx) is the source of this 496-nucleotide messenger RNA. RefSeq names its product spermatogenesis associated 17 (gene SPATA17). The transcript is spliced from 5 exons. Lineage: Eukaryota; Metazoa; Chordata; Mammalia; Carnivora; Felidae. Gene Ontology annotation, molecular function: protein binding. The record is from RefSeq and is a predicted model, not a curated record. Gene Ontology annotation, biological process: mitotic cell cycle; spindle organization; establishment of meiotic spindle localization. The coding region runs from base 98 to 496 and encodes 132 amino acids. Gene Ontology annotation, cellular component: spindle pole.
GUCGAAAAGUUGUACCCUCGGGACUAGCUUUAUGGUUUAGCCCGGUUGCCAUGGAGACCAAUAGUAACACUGGUGCUCCCGCAGAAGCCGGGAGGCUAUGGCCACGUUAGCUCGGCUCCAAGCUCGGUCGACGUUCCUGGCACACCAGUACUACUUCAGGAACAGUGCUGUAGAUGUAUUUAGAAGAAAGGAGUAUGAUGCAGCAAUUAAAAUCCAGAGCUGGUUUCGAGGAUGUCGAAUUCGGGCAUAUCUCAGCUAUUUACACAGAGUAGCAACUGUUAUUCAAAAAUGUUGGAGAGGUUACCUAGGCAGACAACAUUAUCAACUAAUUGUGAAGUUAGAAUUUUGUACUAUGAAGAUGAAUCUCUACAACGCAAUGGCUGUCAGGAUUCAGAAGCGAUGGCGAGGCUAUCGAAUUCGGAAAUACUGCUUUAAUUAUUUUUAUUUGAAGGAGUACCUGAAGGCUGUUUCAGAGACCAAUGAUGCAAUUAGGUGA